CCUAGCGGGCUGCGGGGCUGCCACUCUCCGUCCGAGCCCAGCCCCAGCCUGUCCGGCGAGGCCUGCCCGGCAUGUCCCCUCCGCGCCCUGUCCUACGAGGGCCAACCUCCGCCGAGAGAAGGGGCCUGCACACUGGGUGUUCGUAAGAAUGAAAGCACCGUUUCCUUGCCAGAUUCCUUAUUUCUGUAUUUCAUGAACCUACGUAAUCUUGGGCAAGAGCCUGUGUUUAACGAUGACACAGCUGUCACCAGUGUAGCAACAACAGUCCAAGGGAAAAAGACGAAUAAGGAAGCACUUACGUUUAUAUUCAACAAGGGAGUCGUCUCAGUCAACAACUUCUGUUGCAUUAUUUUUCCGAGAUGAACCGAUAUACAACCAUGAGGCAGCUGGGGGACGGCACGUAUGGAAGCGUUCUGAUGGGCAAGAGUAACGAAUCUGGGGAGCUGGUGGCCAUCAAAAGGAUGAAGAGAAAGUUCUAUUCUUGGGAUGAAUGUAUGAACUUGAGAGAAGUUAAGUCUCUGAAGAAGCUUAACCACGCCAACGUGAUCAAACUAAAAGAAGUUAUCAGAGAAAAUGAUCAUCUCUAUUUUAUAUUUGAAUAUAUGAAAGAAAACCUCUAUCAAUUAAUGAAAGACAGAGACAAGCUGUUCCCUGAGUCAGUCAUCAGAAAUAUUAUGUAUCAAAUAUUACAAGGACUGGCAUUCAUCCAUAAACAUGGUUUUUUUCAUAGGGAUAUGAAACCAGAAAACUUGCUUUGUAUGGGCCCAGAACUUGUGAAAAUUGCUGAUUUUGGACUUGCAAGGGAAUUAAGAUCACAGCCACCAUAUACUGAUUAUGUAUCUACCCGAUGGUAUCGUGCUCCUGAAGUUUUAUUAAGAUCUUCAGUUUACAGCUCUCCCAUUGAUGUAUGGGCUGUAGGGAGUAUAAUGGCCGAACUGUAUACAUUAAGACCACUUUUCCCAGGGACAAGUGAGGUCGAUGAAAUCUUUAAGAUUUGCCAAGUUUUAGGGACUCCCAAAAAAAGUGACUGGCCAGAAGGGUACCAGCUUGCAUCCUCUAUGAAUUUCCGCUUUCCCCAGUGUGUUCCUAUAAACUUAAAAACUCUUAUUCCCAACGCCAGUAAUGAAGCUAUUCAGCUAAUGACUGAAAUGUUAAAUUGGGAUCCAAAGAAGCGACCGACAGCAAGCCAGGCACUGAAACACCCAUAUUUUCAAGUUGGUCAAGUAUUAGGCCCUUCCUCACAUCAUCUGGAAUCAAAACAAUCUUUAGACAGGAAGCAGGUGCAACCACCAGAGCCGAAGCCAUCUUUAGAUGAUCUAGAACCUGAGCCUCUGCCGGACAUAAACGAGCAGACUGUCAGACAGCCGCAGCCAAAGAACAGCCACCAGCCACUGCGGUCCAUCCAGCCGCCACAGAACACGAGUGUCCUGCAAGCGCCGAAGCAGCAGAAGCAGCCACAGACGCUAUUUCCGAGCAUCGUCAAAAACACGCCGGCCAAGCCAAAUGGUACCCUGGGGCACAAAAGUGCUAGGAGGCGCUGGGGUCAGACGGUGUUCAAGUCUGGAGACAGCUGGGAAGAGUAUGAGGAUUACGAUCUUGGAGCCUCCUAUUCCAAGCGGCCGAGCAUGGGUGUAUUCAAAGAAAAGAGGAAAAAAGAUACCCCAUUCCGGCUUCCAGAGUCGGUGCCCUCAGCCUCGCACCACUCAGCAGGGGAAAACAAGAGCUUACCCGCUGCCGUUUCCCAGAAAUCGGAUUCUGAACUGUCGACUGCUUCCACCGCUAAGCAGUACUACUUGAAGCAAUCCAGAUACCUUCCAGGUGUAAAUCCCAAGAAUGUGUCCUUGGUAGCCAGUGGAAAGGAUAUAAACCCAUAUACUUGGAGUAAUCAGUUAUUUCCUAAGUCAUUGGGACCCAUGGGGGCAGAACUUGCUUUCAAAAGGAGUAACGCAGGCCACUAUGAAGGCCAAGGUCACCUUCUUUGAGAAGUCAGACGAGGACUAGGAGAAAGAGAAGCAUUCCACAUCAUCAGAAACACCAUUCUUCAGUAGUUGGAAUUCUAAGACUAACAUGCUCUCAGGAAGUUCUAUGCUCAUCUUCUUAAACUAAUUAUGACAAUUUAUAUAAGUGAAGCAAAUCUGCUGAAAAGAAUUAAAAGAUUUCCUUAUUUCGUAAUCAGUAUUCCUGCAAAACUUCUUUUUAAGUUCUGAAACUCAUUUUUGAAGUGCUAACAAUCAUUUAAAAUUAAAAGCUAACCAGGUUAAUAGAGGCGGUAGAUUUCCUAGGGGUUCAAGGUCGCUGGUGUCAACAGUGCUACUGACUCCAGCCUAAAGAUCUGCAGCUCACAAGGCACUUCGAAACUAUGUAGCCAAAGUAAUUUAAGAAAAUUUCCUUUUCUGUGCAUUUUUCCCUAGCAACUUCUUCUUGUAAUAGUAAGAUGCAGCCUAUUAACUAUUCGGCACACGACUUUUAGAAUCGGACAUAUCCCCAUACUAUCACUCAGUAGGCCUUGUGACUGUGGACAAGUUCCUUAGGCUCCCUACGUCGGUUUCCCCACCUACAAAAUGGAGGAAAUAAUAUUUACCAAUGUAUUAUUAUAUAACCAUACCUAGGAUUUUUGUCACAGUAAGCAUUUAGUAAGUGUCUGCUCUGGUGAGAAGGAUGAGACCAAGAGCAAUGUUCUGAAGCUGCUGCUGAACGUGAUCACUGCCUUGAACUUUCUUUCAAAAAUCUUUCAAAGUAGAGGGCUGACUGCUGAUUCUGAAUGGGCACUCGAGGGAGGCGAUCAUGCUUAUAUUCAGUAGUGUUAAAACUGUAUAAGCUGAUAACGUGCUCACUGUGUAAAAUCCUAUUUCUGCAAUAACGCUGCUGUUUGACGUUUGUUGGUUCAAGAGCAGACACUUACUGGGAGCCUACUAUGCACAGCGCUGUGACAGACUCAGGGACGAGAAGUUCAGAGUCCAGACUUGCGAACAAGUAACACUGUGAAAAAUGCUUCAGUCAUAGCUGCCAAGCAAGCAGUUCUUGAAACCACCACCAUGAUCUGAGCCCCGUUUCACCUCCUUGCUGACACACCUGUCUCCUCUCCUGCACGGCUAGGCUCUCGAAGGAGAAAUUACAUCCAUUUCUUCCCUUAUUUCCAGUUUGCUCUUCAGCUCACUGUCCUUUGUCCUCAGAUGGCUUCAGGCCACUGAAACAGCUCCUGCCAGGUCCUGACAUUAUCCUAGUGGCCAGAUCCCAAGGGUGGUGCAAAUCCCAUCAGACCUCUGCCUCUCUGGCCUCCCUCCUCUCUCUGCACACUGUAUCCUCUUGGCCAUUCAGACCCUGCUCCUCCCAUCACCUACCCUCCCUACUCCCUCUUCUCCACCGGGUCCUUUUCUGUCGUUUCCCUCAAUGCUGGUGCUCCCUGGGGUUCCAUUCUGGAUCUUUGCACAUCCACAGUCCCUCUGAGCUGGCUCCUCCAAGCCCAUAGCUCAUAAUUGCCAUAGCUUGAUAAUUCCAAAUCUCCAGGCCUGCUCAACACUACAACUCAAAUAUCCCAUGGCCAUCAUGUCUUUCCAACAAACCUGAUUCUCCUGUACUGCUGUUGUUAGUCACCUAAGAUACAAACUUAGGGGUUUAUAUUCCUCUUUCCCUCCCCCUCCUACCCCAUAUACCCACUCCGUUCUCUUCUGCAUUGCCUCUGUGACUCCCUGAAUUCAGGUCACUCAUUUCAGCUAUAGCAAUGACCUCCUGUCUUCUGCCUCUACAUUUCCCUCCUUCAGCCCCUCACUCUACUGCCCCCAGGUUGAUCAUUCACUAAUAGCGAUGAGGAUGAUGAUGAUGACAGCUGACGUUUAUUGAACACCGGAUUCUAUGCUAAGUGCUUUGCCUACAUCUCAUUCAAUCCCUACAACAACCCUAUGAGAGUAGGUGCGGUCAUGGUAGUGAUUUUGCAGAACGAAGACAAAGCACAGAAAGCAGUACAGGGAUGGGGGCUUCCUGGCAGGAGACAUACUCUCAGGGUAAGAGUGGAGUCAUAAAAAAAAAA
Acinonyx jubatus (cheetah) is the source of this 4027-nucleotide messenger RNA. RefSeq names its product male germ cell associated kinase (gene MAK). The coding region runs from base 360 to 1982 and encodes 540 amino acids. Gene Ontology annotation, molecular function: protein serine/threonine kinase activity; ATP binding. Gene Ontology annotation, cellular component: cytoplasm; nucleus; cilium. The transcript has 13 exons. The record is from RefSeq and is a predicted model, not a curated record. NCBI's taxonomy places the organism in Eukaryota, Metazoa, Chordata, Mammalia, Carnivora, Felidae. Gene Ontology annotation, biological process: intraciliary transport; intracellular signal transduction; protein phosphorylation.